Messenger RNA from Rangifer tarandus platyrhynchus (Svalbard reindeer), 285 nucleotides. The record is from the annotation of a GenBank genome assembly. NCBI's taxonomy places the organism in Eukaryota, Metazoa, Chordata, Mammalia, Artiodactyla, Cervidae.
AUGCCGCUCCUCCAGCUGUGCUUGGGGUCAGGCUGGUGCCUGCGCCGGGUCCUCCACCCGUCAUGGGGCUUCGUGGAGUUCAUGGCAGGCUUGACGUGUGUGGCCAGCCCGGGGUCUGGGCCCGUCCAGUGCCUGCUGGUGUCUGGGCAGCGCUUGCCUGUGGCCUGGGCCUGGGGGGUGGGCUCUGCAGGCCUGUCACAGCUGCAGGCCCAGCCCUGGUUCUGUUCUCCGCACAGCCUGUGCCUGUUGCUUCUGCAAGCCCUCCAGCUUUGCCCGGCAGAGUAA